Molecule: messenger RNA, 1158 nt
Organism: Kogia breviceps (pygmy sperm whale)
Lineage: Eukaryota; Metazoa; Chordata; Mammalia; Artiodactyla; Physeteridae
Source: RefSeq, a predicted model, not a curated record
CCCCGGCGCCGCCGCUCCGUGACCGCCAUGUCCCGGGCCCCGGCCCCGAAGGUCCGCCUGGCCCUCCUCUGCGUCCUGGCGGGCGUCGCGCUGGCGCUGGUGGCCGUGGUGACCGACCACUGGGCCGUGCUGAGCCCCCGCGCGGAGCCGCGCCGCAACGCCAGCUGCCAGGCGGCGCACUUCGGCCUCUGGCGGAUCUGCACCAAGCGGAUCUUCCCGGGCGACGGCAGCGACAGGAGCUGCGGACCCAUCACCCUGCCUGGGGCACCAGAAGCUGCGAGAGAGAAAAGCACAGCAUCAAUCCUGGAUCACCAGCAGCAGCCACACACCCCAGAGAAAAACUGCUCCUACUUCAGGCAUUUUAACCCAGGAGAGAGCUCGGAGAUCUUCGAACUUACCACUCAGAAAGAGUACAGCAUCUCGGCCGCAGCCAUUGCCAUCUUCAGCCUGGGCUUCGUCAUCGCGGGGACCAUCUGCGUGCUCCUGUCCUUCGGGAAGACGCGGGAUUACCUGCUGAGGCCAGCGUCCAUGUUCUACGCCUUUGCGGGUCUCUGCAUCUUCGUCUCGGUGGAGGUCACGCGGCAGUCGGUGAAGCGCAUGAUCGACAGCGAGGACACCGUCUGGAUCAAGUACCAUUACUCCUGGUCCUUCGCCUGCGCCUGCGCGGGCUUCGUCCUCCUCUUCCUCGGCGGCCUUGCCCUCCUGCUCUUCUCCCUGCCGCGGAUGCCCCAGAACCCCUGGGAGUCCUGCAUGGAUGCCGAGCCCGAGCACUAGCUAUCCUGGGCCCUGGCCCUCGGGGCUGUAGUCCCCCAAGGAGGUAGAGGCUGAGCCCAGCCCGGAACAUUCUAGAAGGAGGCGGUCCCCCCUGCCCCUCCCCCCCGCAGCACAGCUGCUCGCCCUGGCUGAGCGCUCCUCUGGGCGGUGAACCAGCAAGUGGAGGUGGUCCAGACCUGCCCCGUGCAGGAGGAAGGCAGCCGCAUAGGCGCUUGGAGAGGCCCGACCUCCCGCUGGAGCCCCGCUGGUCCUUGAGGAGCCCACCGACCGUCCUCUGUGGCUCGUUUGCCUAUUCUGGGUGUUCAGCUGUGUGAGUGGCCAGACCCUCCUUCCUGGUGACCCGAACAGCCCCUCCGUGGCUUCUGGGAGACCCAACAAGCAGUU